AUGGAUUCUGAACCUGAUAAAGAUUUACUUUUGAACUUAGAGAAUAAAACAGAUGAGGAGUUACUUUCUUCCUUAUUAAAAAUGGUGGAAGGUGAUUCAGAUAAUGGUAAGCUUAUAGAGUUAAUGAAGAGUGAUCCUGAGAAACUUAAUCGUAUAAAGGAAAUACUUAAGAAACAGCAUCCUAACUUAAUUAAACUUUCUAAUAAUACUACUAGCAAGGAUACAACCCAACUACAGCCUUAUGAAGAUAAAAAAAAAGAAAGCAGCCUAAUACCUUCUAAAAGAUUUAUAGGACAACCUCCAGGUCCACCACCAUCUUUAAAAUCUGCCUUGAUAAAUGGAAGUCAGAUAAGCAGUAAUAAUGUAAACAUUAGAGGAUGUCCUCCAAAAAAAGGACCACCUCCUCCUAAAUUAAAAAUGAUGAGUAAAAAUAAAAGUUUAAGUAUAAAGAAUAACCUCGGAAAGGUUGAAUAUUUAGAAUGUUCACGUGAUAAUACAUUUGAUUACGAAUCAAAUUUAUUUAUAAAUAUAGACUUUGGUCCUACCCCUCCAAUAGGAUAUGAGCCAAGGCGAUUAAACUGGUCAGUUAUUGCUAUGAACAAAAUUAAGGGUACUUUUUGGGAGGAUAUUCAUAAUGAGAGGAUAAAUUUGAAACAGGAGAUAUCUGAUGAUUUAAAUUUGGAUCCAAGUAUAUAUAAUUUUACGGUAGACUUUCAAAAAAUUUUAGAAUUAUUUUUUGAAGAUCGUAGAAUAGUCUCUGAUAAGAUAGCUUAUGAUGGAUCAUUAACUACCAAUAAUUCUAUAUAUAAAAAGUACAGGACUGUACUUGAUUCAAAAAGAUCUCAAAAUAUUGAGAUUGCUCUUAAAGCAAUGCAAUUAAUAGAUAACAAUAACGAGUUUGACAUGAAUCCUAUAAAAGAGAUGUUAGGAUAUAGGAGUGAAAGUUUAUUAUAUGGUAUUGAUAAAUUCUUAAAUGGCGUCUCUAAAGAGAAAUUGAAAAUAUUAUUAGACUUAUAUCCAACAGUAGAUGAAAUCCAGCUACUAAAAGAAUCUUCUGCUGAUAGUUCUAAUACAAGUAAUUUACCUUGGAGAAUUUCUGAACAAUUCAUGUUAAGUGUCUUAAGUUUAAAUCGUUUUAAGACUAGAGCUCAUUGUGUAUUAAGUAUGAAGACAUUUGAGGAAGAAUAUUUGAGUUGUGUUGAACGUUUAAUUAAACUUGAGGAUGCUGUUGAUUGUGUUCAUAAUAAUUUAUGUAAAGGUGGAAUUUUACGUAAUAUUUUAUAUAUGAUUCUUAAGAUUGGAAAUUAUUUAAAUCAUGGUACUAAUAGAGGUCAAACUGUUGGUUUUCGUUUUCAUUCAUUGGACUUAAUUAAAAAUAUAAAGUCUACAAAAUCGAAAUUAACAUUAUUGAAGUAUAUUUCUAAAGUAGUAUAUGAUCAUUCUAUAGAAAUUAGAAGUAAAAUUGACAAGCUAUCACAUAUAUGUUCUGAAGCUGCUUCUGUAGAUAUUGAAGAUGUACUAAAGGAUAUAGAUGAACUUGCUAAUAAUAUUAAUAUUAUAAAGAAAGAACUUGAAUUGAAUAAUACUGUUGAGAGAUCACAAGAAUCUAAUUGCAGAGAUUUAUAUAAUAAAAAUAAUAGUGAUGAGAAUGACAAAGGAUUGAAAUUAUCAGAAUUUGAAGUAGACUAUAAAGUAGAUACUGUGGAUUUAUAUGUUAAGAUGGUUGAAACAUUUGUAAUGAGUUCAUCUUGUCAGUUAGAGAUUAUUAGAAAACAACUUAUGAAUAUAGUAGAAAAGUUAAGAAACUUACAGAUUUAUGCCGGGGAGUCUCAAGCUAAAUCUGCAUUAGUAUCUUCAAGUAAACUUGGUGUACAUAGUGGAAUUGAAAUAAUUAAAAUAUGUGAUGGAUUUCUGAGAUUAAUUAAAGAGGAAUUUAUCGAAUUUUAUAAUAUAGAGAAAAAAAAAAAGGAUAGAGAAUUACGGAAUUCAAUCAGUGUUCGUCCAUGUAAAGUAAAAGAAAAUAACUCAAAAACUUCCAAAUUAAGUAAUUCAAUCAAUAAUUCUGUUGUAAAUUACAACUCAAACUCUGAAGUAAAUUCUGAAGUUAAUAAAGAUACAACUAUUGUUAAUCAGCAUCAUCAACUACUGCUAGAUGUCUCAGAUGUUAUGCUAACAUCUAAUUCAAGUACCAUCUCGUCAUCUUCAUCAUCUUCUUCCUUAUUUAACCCUAAAGUAACUUCUUAUCAAACUAGUCCUCAUACCAGUGUUAUUCAAACUCCUGUUCAUAAAAGCAGGAAUAAUACAAGUGUAAUAGAAAGUAGUACUGAUUCAAAAUUUGGAGAUUCUAGUCUUCAUUCUGGUUAUGAUCAACUGAAUUCAUCUGGAAGUAGAAUAAAUACAAAUUUUUCACAAAUUUCACGUAGCAGUCAUAGUAAUUCAAAUUCUCCCAAUCCUAUACAUAUUACAUCAUUAUUUGGUGUUAAUUCUAUCAUUGGCAAUUUAACAUCACAAAUAUAUGACCCUAAUAAAAAUAAGCAAUCGAACUUUCCCCGUCAGAGAGACAGAAGGAAAGUAUGA
This is a messenger RNA of Cryptosporidium muris RN66, 2577 nucleotides long. RefSeq names its product formin-like family protein. The record is from RefSeq and is a predicted model, not a curated record. The transcript has a single exon. Lineage: Eukaryota; Apicomplexa; Conoidasida; Eucoccidiorida; Cryptosporidiidae. Gene Ontology annotation, biological process: cortical actin cytoskeleton organization; cell migration; regulation of cell shape. Gene Ontology annotation, cellular component: cytosol. Gene Ontology annotation, molecular function: actin filament binding. Bases 1 to 2577 code for a protein of 858 amino acids.